Rhagoletis pomonella (apple maggot) is the source of this 6351-nucleotide messenger RNA. RefSeq lists its product as uncharacterized. Bases 72 to 5675 code for a protein of 1867 amino acids. Gene Ontology annotation, molecular function: chromatin DNA binding; transcription coactivator activity. Lineage: Eukaryota; Metazoa; Arthropoda; Insecta; Diptera; Tephritidae. The transcript is spliced from 9 exons. The record is from RefSeq and is a predicted model, not a curated record.
CCCUAAGUAUGGCGCGUUUAAUAUUUUAUUUUUAGGCUUCACUAAUUUUACGUAGUUUUCGAAUCUCACCAAUGGAAAAAAAUAAAAAGACGAGCUUCAGAACUCAAAGUAUUAAAAGAUUUUUAUCGCCGCAGCCUUCAAAUAUUCCGUGUAAAAAGCCCCGCAAGGCGAGUGUUAAGAUUGGCCCCAAAAGCAAGGUGCGCGGAGCUUGUCUCGUUGCGCAGAAUGAUGAAAAUUUUGACGAAAUGGGCGAGAGGAAAACUGACAGCAAUAAUGGUGUUGCGGGUCAAAAUGAGCCCCACGAUUCCAGCACCACUUGCGCAUCAGAGCACAAAUUCGAUUGGAAUAGCUUUGUGCGGGAUCCUGGGGAGCUUAGCGAAGCACGUUAUCCUGUCACAUUAAAUACCUUUAAAACAAUGACAUACAGUAUUAAUGUCGCCCAACGCAUACUUGAGGACAUUAAAAAUGCUACCGGCCUCGACUUCUUGAGCGAUCAAUUUAUGGUAGACAGAGUUUUGAAAAAUUAUUACAAAUAUUUUUAUGAGCAACCACAAAUUCGUGAUAUGUAUAAGCUGGAGACAAAAGCGUGCCCGGUGUUUGUAAAAAAGAAAAUAAUGCAGAUACCAAAAUUAGAUGGAAAGGGGGGAGUUGCAAGUACAGUAGAAGCAGAGAAUUCUGAUGAUACCAAUAAAUCAAUCCAAGUCCAGCCAGCUGAGCACGUAGGUCAAGUGGUCAAACCAAAGAAAUUCGAGCUGGUGGAAGCACAAUCCACGAAAACGCAAGCAAACAGCCUAUCACCACAAAGUACAAGUCCAUUCAGAACCAUAAAUCGUAGGAAUAUAAUAUUCAUUGCGAAAAGAACAGAUCUUGCUGAAUCAAAUUUAUUACUCAACCAUAUUAGGCGUCAUGUCCAAGAUGUUGAAAAACAACAAGAGAUAUUGGAAAGAAUUAAAAUUGACGUUUUUCGACAAACGAAACAAACUCAACAUAAUCUAUCAGAUCAUAAUGUGGAAGAAAAAAUGUGUUUGGAUGAGUCUGAGGAAGAGUUGUCUAACAUUACUGUAAGCUCUCCAAACACAACCACUUUAAACUUGGCAAGGCAGCGCAUUCAAGACGCCAAAGAAUUAUUUUUUCGUGAAUACGAUAAGUCAAAUACACUUGCAUAUGCAUUACGUUUCCACCAAGGCCUCAAGCGUCGCAUAAUUGAAGUUAUUCUUAAAAUGACCUUCGAAGAAUUCAAGGAAUAUACAAGAAUACACAAUGCACCAGAAAUUUAUGAUGAUGAUGAAUUUCUGGGCGGAUUUUAUGAUUAUGCAAUUAAGGAGCCACAAAUAUGGCCUAUAAAUCUUUAUAUGCCGUUAAGCGCCCUAUUUGAGUUUCUCAAAUUAAAAGGUAUUACACUUUCUGAUUAUAGUUUAGAAGAUGUUACGCCAAUGCUUUUGCAUUGGAGUGAACUGGCCUGUACUACUAAUUUUGAUAACGUUAUGCGUUGGGAUUACUAUCGUUGUAAGGGUGAACAUUUAAAAGAAAAUGAAACUCUGGAUGGGUACCGUAAAUUAUUUUAUGAAAAAUGUUGGUUGCACAAUAUUUGGGUGCGGAAGUCACCAAAAGUGCAAAUAAAAAAGCAGGCCAGAGAAAUACUAGAAAAAGAAGUUGAGAGGGAAAUGGCAAAAGAAGUAGCCAGUCAGGUUGAGAAGGAAGCUAGCGCGGCUGAGGUGAGCAAUAAUGACGAAGUUGGAGAAAAAGCAGCAGUUAGCAAUAAUGAUAGCGCAAAAGUGCAGAAAGUUUUAGCAGCCAUUGAAACAGUAGCCGAAGGUGCGAUUCAGUUAGGUACUGGCAAUGUUGAGCCCCCGCAGCCCAUGAAUGUAGAGAAUUUUGGACACAUAGAUGAGGGGAACGCCGAUACGGAAAUGCAAGAUCUUGGAGAUAAACGGGAAACGCAUCAAGUAAACAAUGAUAAAGAGCACCAAGCAAUAUCGAUUGAAGAAAUUGAAGUCAUUAAGCAGGAAAGAAGUUGCGUAGUAAAAGAGUCUGCAAGAACAGAAACUGCAAUAGCGGCAUUGGAAGAAGAAACAGUCUCAGACCAAACUAUUGUAAUGGCCAAUGGAGCCACGACCGCACAGCCAUGCGUUACUGAUGCUGAAAAUUUAACAUUGACGGCGACACAGGGAGUUUUAGGUCAGCAUAUGAAUAGUGCGGAGCAAGCACGCUUACAGCAAGCAAUAGAUCUGUAUUUUGCAAAAGUUGAGAAUUCAUGUACGCUUCCUUAUCUCCUACACUAUCACAGUGGUCCAAAACGCAGAGUAAUUGCCAGUAUUCUAAAUAUGUCUUUCCCAGAGUUCAAACAAUAUACGCGUAUAUACGAAGCAGCAGAGAUUUAUGAAAAUGUAGAACUAUUAAAGCGUUGCUAUGAGCACACAAUAAAAUCACCUCAAGUGUGGCCCAUUAAUCUUUAUAUGCGUAUAUCAGAUGUCUUUCAGUACCUUAAAUCAAAGGACGUUGCACUGCCUGAAAUCGGUUUAAAGUAUAUUUCACCGAAAUUAUUCCAUUGGCGAAAUUUAAUUGCGACAACAAAUUAUGAUCAUAUAGUCAUUUGGGACUACUAUCGAAGUACUGGUAAAAAAUUCAAUCGAAGUAAUACUUUUCUUGAUCCAUAUCGACAGUCAUUUUAUAAGAAGUGUUGGUUCCAUGACAAAUGGAUAUGGUAUACGCCGAAUAUUUUAACUAAAGUAAUGAGAUGCAUAAUGAACGAGCAAAGCAUGCCGCCAGAAAAUAAUGAAAGUUCUAUUUUUGAAAGAUCAGUUGGGUUGCACGCCGUAGAGCAGGUACAGGAAACCAGCACAACUAAUGUGACUACCGAAGUUGUAGGCAGAGGUGAUGAACAAGCUGUGGCUUCGGAUUGCAAGAUGCCUAGAACUGUUGAGACGGGAAUUCAAACCUCACAGAAACUUCUUGGAGAAUAUUUAAAUUUGGGAUUGCAAGCAACUACCCGCAACGAGCCCGUAAACUUUGAAAAUCCCGCAACUACUUUUCUGCCAUGCGAAAUCAUCAAACAAGAAAAACUUGUGCCUCUCAACAAAUUGCAAUUUAAUCUAACUGAGGAUGAGGAAAAUUACGAAUGUGUGCAAGCGCCAGAUGAGAUAGUUCUUUUAGACACUACUGCUGCUUCAAGCCAGUCACAAGACAUAACGUUACAAGCUCCACUAUCGAAUUCCGAAAAUUUGGUUACACAUGAUGUCAAUGUGUUAUUCUCGAGCGGCUCCAUGGAUAUAAGUAAUUUAUGCAACUGGCCGCUAGCACCUACAGAUAGUCAAAGUCAAAAAUCGAAUGAAUUUAACACACUUCAGAACCGAACGGAAUUUAGCGAAAAUAUUGAUCAACAAAGCACUGCUGCUACAACAACAACACAACAUCAACAAAGCGAACAAGAGCAGCAGAAAGAAAGGUCACUGUCGCAAGAGCAUUGCUUGGAGGAAGUACAAACGCAGCAACAAGAGCAAACGCAGCAAAAAGAGCCAGCGCAUCAAAUUAUACAACAAUCUUCACAAAAAUUGCAAACAAAGCAACAAGCAGACCGGAUUUCGAUACAAGAAGUGCAAAUACUAUCGGGGCCACAACAAAUCUGGAAAGAUAUUGCAAAAACAAAUAAGCAAGCGAAUGCGCCUUUUGAAAUACAAAUUUCACGAUUGAAGGAGAAUCAAGCAAAAGUUCAGCAACAGGCAGACGUAAAUCUAAAGCAUUCGAAGCAUCAGCAGGCGUUACAACAACAGCAAGAACCUCCAUUAAUGCGUGUAAAGCAAGAGAGCGCGAAGACUUCAAAGCAACAAAAGCACACUGAUGCUCCAAUUGCUGUAACCCGAAUCAUUCAAGACACCAAGAAGCACCUUCAGGAAAAUCCACAAUUCGUGGAUGUUACUGAUUUACAAAUUUCCAAUAGUCAAAGUCAUCCAUCAACUAAUGAACGGCCCAGCUCGUCCCUGCAAGCACAAGUUUGGCGAAGAGAGGAGCAAAAACAAGGGACCAACCAACGAUUAGAAACACCAAUUCAGCAACAGCGAUGUAGAGACGAAGGAGAAAGCUAUCAGAAGACUCAGCAAGGGUCGCAAGGAGAAUCUCAAAUACCGCAGUUAGACAAAAGUGUAGAGCGACCGCAAGAGCAACAGAGACAAGUGCAAACUCUAGCAAAGGAACAACUAUCGCCAGUGCACCAACAAUCAUCAAACACACAGCCACAACAACAGCUAGCACAAGUUUGCGUGGAGCAACCAAUAAAGCAAGAACAAGAAAUUGAAGCACAACUGGAAGCUAUAUUUGGCGAAAGCACGGAAAUGCGGCUGCAAGAAGUUCAACCAACUGUGACGCCUCAGAUUAAAGAGACGCCAAUCAAAUUACAGUUUCAAGAGCCGCCAACUCAAUCCACCCAUGCAAUAAUCGAAUGCCAACUAGCGCAAGAACAAGCAUUGCAGGCACAUGUGAAUUGCAAUGAUUCGACAGAAGCUUAUACUAAAGUCGAGAUCAUUUCACAACAUGUGCAAUCGCAGCAACAGCAACAGGAACAGCAACCACAACUCGCCAAAACCCAAUUAAUACUGCAACGUACACACACUCAAGUGGAAGAACAGCUUAUGCUUCGAUCUUGCAGUUUGCCACAAGAGAUGGCAAUACCUGUGCAACCUCUAACCAAAUUAUCUCGGCAACGCACAGCAACAUCUACGUGCACUACAAAAACUAAAACUGUUAAAACUACAAAGGCCGCUGCUACACGAAGGGCAGUCACAAAACAAAGUGAUUUUGUACCACAAAUCACACAUAAUUUUCAACCGCUACCUAUAGCUUUGAACACAAAAAAACUGUCAACAUAUUCUGCACCAUCCAGCGUUAUCCGCUUUCCAACCGCAAGCAAUCAAACCCCAAAUAAUUUGCCAACAAAUAUAUCAACGCCAGUUCCGGGCGAACAAGUUAUUGCUGGAAAUACUAGUACUGUCGCUCUCUCUGCACCGAAUUCCAAUAUGUUGGUGUUAUCGCUACCAGCAUCUAUGCCUUCCUCAAGUUCCAACAGUAGUUCAAAUGCAUCAUUUAUCUACACGCUAAGUGGUGAUAGUACGUUUUUUAAUAGCUCUGAGUUGUUGAGGGCGAUUGAGCAUUAUCAGCUGCAGCGUAGCCAGCAACAACAGCAGCAACUACACUUACAGCAGCAGCAGCAGCAGCAGCAGCAGCAACAGCAACAGCAUCUACUACAGCCACAACAUUCACAAUUAGUUUUUGGGCAGUCACAAAUGGUUCAACUGCCACAUCCACAUAUUGAACAGCUGCAGGUGCAGCAUCCACAACAGCAACAGAGUGAAGUGUUUCUCCAUCAGCAUAUGGAACAAAAGCAACAGCAACAUAUUCAUAUAUCACAACCUUUAAUGACAGAGCACAGAUCGCAACAGCAACAGCAAAAGCAACAACAACUACAACAGCAUUUGCAGAUUUCACAUCCAUUGGCGAUCGAAUGCAGCCCACAACAACAACCGCAGCAACAUCAGCAACAACAGUUUCAAGUGGUGCCCCCGCCUCAGCCGCUUAUAUAUCAAUUAUUAGAUGUGACACAGGUAAACACUUCUACUACCACACAGCUAGAGGAUUGUAAUGCCCUUACGGCAGAAUAUCAAAUUAACCCAGAUUCCAUAUAAAAAGCGAUGCUGCUAUAGUUAUUAAAAUCUCUGGUUGCAAACAGUAGCCGUCUUAGUUGAGAUCAGUAGAACUGCACAUUCACAUGAAAUUCCUUUUUUUGUGAGGUUUGGGUUUAAUGGCCGGGAUAUUGAAAUCCACACAAUGCCAGGUUGAAUCUCCAUGAAUGUUGUAGUAUUUGGAUUUUAUAAAUGUGGCACUUGCUGUGUGUCAAGUAUUGACAACCACUUUGACAACUUUGGUUAAUGGAUGCAAUUAGAGAUAUUUUGUUAUUAUCACUUACCUCAAAUUUCAUUUCUGUGAGUAUGUCAUCUACAUCAUCUUUAGAAAAAAUUGCACCAGCUAAUGGUGUGAGCACGAUGAAGUCCUUGGUAAUCAGGGCUACAAACCACUCUAAAAAACGGGGCGGUUUGGUUCAAUGGUUCGAACCAAUUAGAAAAGCUUGUACCGCUUCAAGAACCGGUUCAUGAAUAUUUCUGAACGGUGGUUUUGUUCGGUUCAAAUGGUUCAAUUUUUUGAAUGUCAAAGGAUGCAAAUACUACAAAAAUAUCAUAAAUCUACGUAUAUACAUAUAUAAAAAUAAAAGCCUUUUUUUCAGAUCAAAUUCACCUAUCCACAUGUAUAGUGGUGUAAAUUUUAUGUUUAUUGUUUUAAGUAUAAUUUGUGCAAAAAAUUUUG